AUGAAUUCAGACGACAGGAAACACAAGAACAAGCUGAUCCUUCGUGGGAUCAAGCAGAGCAGCCCUCUAGGCACAGGUCUCUUCCUCGGCCUUCGCAGUCUCGACCCGGUACUCCAAUAUGGCAUCCUCGCCAAAGGCAUCGCAGCUCCGGCUAUUCAUAAGCUCGGAGCAAAGACUCUGGCUCAAGGCCCACCCGUCGUCACUGGCACCUUUAUCGACCGACUCGCUCUAUCCCCCUACCGCUUGAUCCUGCUCGCCAUGGCUGCGGGUAGCGCCAUCAAGCAGAACUACUGGCUUGUCGGCAUCUGUCAGGAAGAGUUCCCUCCUGUGUCUGCCGUCGAGGUCUCGGUCUUCAACACCGUCUUCAACUCGGUCAACUCUCUGCUCUUCACCUGCGCCUUGACUUCUGCUUCGGUCAACGGCGAACACUUUCCGCAAACACCUCUGAUGGUCGGCUCUGCUCUGUAUGCCGUUGGCAUCUUCACAGAGACCUUUUCCGAAUGGCAGAGGCUACAGUUCAAGAAGAAUCCUGCAAACAAGGGCAAGGUCUACACCGGAGGCUUGUUCCGCUUCGCCAGACACAUCAACUAUGCUGGAUACACUCUUUGGCGUGCUGGAUACGCCUUGGCAGCUGGCGGUUGGACCUGGGGCGCUAUUGUCGGCGCCUUCUUCUCGUACAACUUCAUUCAUGACGGCAUCCCCGAAUUGAACAGAUAUUGCCAUGAGAGAUACGGUGAACAAUGGGUCAACUACAGGAAACAGACCCCCUACAAGCUUUUCCCAUACAUCUACUGA
Messenger RNA from Aureobasidium namibiae CBS 147.97, 795 nucleotides. RefSeq lists its product as uncharacterized. The record is from RefSeq and is a predicted model, not a curated record. Gene Ontology annotation, cellular component: membrane. Gene Ontology annotation, molecular function: oxidoreductase activity, acting on the CH-CH group of donors. The coding region runs from base 1 to 795 and encodes 264 amino acids. The transcript is spliced from 2 exons. Lineage: Eukaryota; Fungi; Ascomycota; Dothideomycetes; Dothideales; Saccotheciaceae. Gene Ontology annotation, biological process: lipid metabolic process.